ACUGAGGCAGAGGUCCUCAGUAUCAGGAGCCCUGCACAGACGCACGAUGAAGGGGACACUUUCUCUCAACAUGGCAGCCGCUACAACAACAGUGGGUUCGGUAAAAUCAGUGGGGCUGUCUCUUCUUCUAUUGUCUUUUUUUCUUUACAUAGCUGAUUCGUACCCCAACAUUGAACUACCAGACACGGGCUGUGAGAAAUGCACCCUGAGAAAGAGCCAUUUGUUCUCCAGGGAGCAUCCCGUCUACCAGUGCAAGGGCUGCUGCUUCUCCAGAGCGUACCCGACGCCGCUCAAGGCGAUGCAGACCAUGCCGAUCCCCAAGAACAUCACGUCAGAGGCGACGUGCUGUGUCGCCAAGCACAGCUACGAGACGGAGGUGGCCGGCAUCCGGGUGAAGAACCACACAGACUGCCACUGCAGCACCUGUUUUUUCCACAAGAUUUGACCAACGAGAGAACCGGAGACCACUCGGCAGCGCUCGGCCCCACGACGACCUCUGUGUGUUUUAAUGUGCAAAAGCUCUCCUUCUUCGUCUUCUUCUUUACUCUUUCAGUAUAUAUAUAUCUAUAUAUCUAUAUAUAUAUAUGUAUGUAUGUAUGUUCUCAAAUUGCCAGAUGAUAUUUUUGUAGCAGUUCAGUGCCUGUGGUGUGUAAUUAGACCAUGAUUUUUUUGUUGCAUUGAUAGAUGACUAACUGUAUCAUAGAAAGCAA
Molecule: messenger RNA, 710 nt
Organism: Solea solea (common sole)
Lineage: Eukaryota; Metazoa; Chordata; Actinopteri; Pleuronectiformes; Soleidae
Gene: cga
Product: glycoprotein hormones, alpha polypeptide
Exons: 4
Coding region: 47-445 (132 amino acids)
Biological process (GO): thyroid hormone generation; positive regulation of steroid biosynthetic process
Cellular component (GO): follicle-stimulating hormone complex; extracellular region
Molecular function (GO): follicle-stimulating hormone activity
Source: RefSeq, a predicted model, not a curated record